AACUCUUUAUAGCUCAAACACUCGCCGUGUAUACCGUUCUGCACCACCUGGGCACGGUAACUCGUCGCUUCGAUCUUCAAACGGUUUCUCGGACCUGCAGAUCUCGAAACCAACGACUCUCCUCCUCAACCAACCUUCCACACACCUUCCACACACCUUCCACGCCACCCAAACCUACGACACAUCACCACAUCACCGCUCAAAUGGUUCCCUCUACUACCUCCAAAGCCCCUCGCUCCCGCAAGGCCAGAUCUCCCACUCCCACCCCGAGCCCCAAGGGCCUCUCCAAGGCGAGCGUCUCCAAAUACAAGAGCGGCGCCAGCAUCUCCGGUUCCUCCAAAUCCGUCCGUCCCCAGACCAGAGGCAGCAAGCAAUCCGCUCUCCACAACCGCCUCAUGGUCAAGAAACUCAACGAGGCCUUCGACGAAGAAGAAAACGACAUCCUGGCCCAGAAGCUUACUGACGCUCUGGCUGAGGAUCAACACCAGCCGAACGGGCACGACACCGCGGCGCCACAAGCCACUUCCCCUCUGCAUGAGCCAAUCACCAACAAGAGCCAGGAGCUCAACAACCCCACGAAGCGCAAGCACGUCGGGGAGAUCUUCCAGCCCGCCAAGAGGGUUCAGAUCCUCGCCGGACUAGCGCUGCCGCCUGGGGCCACCAGCUGGGGCACGGAAGAGCCUGGCAUCGAAAUCCUCCCGGCGCCUCUCAACGGGACUCUGGCCAGGCAAGAGGCCGCUCGGAACCCGCCGCAGCCGAAGAAGCUCGAGAUCGUCGACCCGGAGAAGUACGCUUUCGACGACCAGUUCGCUCCCCCCACCGAGCACGAGCGCCACAGAAGGCAGAUUGAGAGUUUCGAGAGCAAGGCGGCGGAAUUGAAGCUGAGAAAGGAGGAGAAGGACGCCAGACGGGCAGCAGCGUUUCAGAAGAAGAAGGAGGCGGAUAUGAAGAAGCUCGAUCCGUACGCUGGUCUUCCGGAUGCUGAGACCGAGGACUACGAGAAAGGCGUCGCCGCUCCCGUCACUACCCCGGUGACCGAAGCUCAGGAGAAGCCGGAGCCUGUGCCUUCUGUCCCCGCCGUGGUGCCCGCCGCUCCCAUCCCCGCCGCCUCAAACAAGCGCAAGCACGACGACGACAACAACGACACCACCUCUGCGCCUCUCUACAAACCCGAGAUCAAGCGCAGGAAAGUCAACCCCGUGAAGUCCCGCCUGUUCACCAGCCUCGCUGCCGCCGGAGGUAUCGUGCCAGCUCCCGCCACUCCCAAUGGCGGUGAAGCCAGCCUCACCUCCGCGCAGCAGGCGCAGGCAAAGAGCAUAUCGGCGCUGGAACAGGGCAAGGGGGCCGGGCUCGCGAACGGAAAGGGGGAAGAACCUGUCCUUCGCCAGGGGACAGAGCAGCCAGCUCUCGCUUCCCCCGUUGCUCCUAGCACUACUGAGCAGCAUAUCACUCUCCCUGGCUCGCAAUCCACCAAUCCCACCGAGGACGCCACGCCAGGCACGCAACCCCGUCCAAAAGCAACCGCCGCAAAAGCUCCCCACGCAGCCAACCAGUCCACUCCCAUCGCCCCCAACAGCGAAGGAAACAACGCCACGGCGCAGGAGAAGCGCAGCGGACGCCCAGCUAAGGAACCCGAGAACGCAGCUCAAAAGCAGACGCCCGCGAAAAAGCGGGCUCGCAAGAGCGGAUCGUGAGUUGGGUGAAGUGGCGUGCUUUCUGGCUCGAUGGUGGGAUUUGAAGCCAGGUGUGGAUUGCUGGGGUGGGUUUGCUGGAGGUUUUUGUGUCAUGGGGAUGGUGCGUUAGGCUGGCUGGGUGGGCU
Molecule: messenger RNA, 1819 nt
Organism: Neohortaea acidophila
Lineage: Eukaryota; Fungi; Ascomycota; Dothideomycetes; Mycosphaerellales; Teratosphaeriaceae
Exons: 1
Coding region: 204-1694 (496 amino acids)
Source: RefSeq, a predicted model, not a curated record